Messenger RNA from Drechmeria coniospora, 1293 nucleotides. Its product is annotated as chromatin assembly factor 1 subunit C. The coding region runs from base 1 to 1293 and encodes 430 amino acids. Gene Ontology annotation, molecular function: histone binding. Gene Ontology annotation, biological process: regulation of gene expression. NCBI's taxonomy places the organism in Eukaryota, Fungi, Ascomycota, Sordariomycetes, Hypocreales, Ophiocordycipitaceae. The record is from RefSeq and is a predicted model, not a curated record. Gene Ontology annotation, cellular component: Rpd3L complex; Rpd3L-Expanded complex; cytoplasm. The transcript has 6 exons.
AUGGCGUUGGACCCAGAGGUCGAUGUCGACGCGAUGCAGGAUGAUGACGACGAUCAGGUGGAGCAGUACAAGACAUGGAAGAAGAACAGCCCGUUCCUGUACGACAUGAUUUUAGGAACUGCUCUCACUUGGCCUACUCUUACCGUCCAAUGGUUCCCGGAUGUGAAGGAGGUCGAGGGACAAAACUACAGCAUGCAUCGGCUUCUGCUCGGCACGCACACGUCCGACGAGAGUACCAAUUAUCUUCAACUCGCCAAUGUCCAGGUGCCCAAGGCUGUCCAGCCAAACCCCUCCAACUAUGACGAGGACCGGGGUGAGAUUGGAGGAUAUGGAAACUCGGGCGAGGUUGCCGCCAUCAAAUGCGACAUCAUACAGAAGAUCGAGCAUCCUGGCGAGGUCAACAAGGCCCGAUACCAGCCUCAAAACCCCGACAUCAUCGCCACCCUCUGUGUCGACGGCAAAAUUCUCAUCUUCGACCGCACAAAGCACCCCCUUCUGCCUACGACGCCCGGCAAGAUCAAUCCCCAGAUCGAGCUCAUCGGCCACAAGGCUGAGGGUUUCGGCCUCAACUGGAGCCCGCACGAGGCCGGCUGCUUGGUAUCGGGCAGCGAGGACAAGACCAUGUGUCUAUGGGACUUGAAGAAGCUCGAGACGGACUCGAAGACCAUGCGACCCUCUCGGAGAUACACCCACCACGACCAAAUAGUCAACGAUGUGCAGUACCACCCGAUUGCGAAGAGCUUCAUCGGCUCCGUGUCGGAUGACCAGACGCUGCAGAUCAUUGACAUCCGGCAUAGCGAGACGAGCAAGGCAGCCGUCGUUGCCAAAGGCGGCCACCUGGAUGCCAUCAACGCCUUGUCCUUCAACCCGACGUCAGAAGUGCUUGUGGCGACGGCGUCGGCCGACAAGACGAUUGGAAUCUGGGAUUUGCGAAACGUUAAGGAAAAGGUGCACACGCUCGAGGGUCACAACGACGCCGUGACGUCGCUCUCGUGGCACCCGACCGAGGCCGGCAUCUUAGGUAGUGGUAGCUACGACAGAAGAAUCAUCUUCUGGGACCUCUCGCGCGUCGGUGAAGAGCAGCUUCCCGACGAUCAGGAGGAUGGCCCGCCAGAGUUGCUUUUCAUGCACGGCGGACACACGAACCACCUCGCCGAUUUCAGCUGGAAUCCAAGCGAGCCCUGGAUGGUGGCGAGCGCAGCCGAGGACAAUUUGUUGCAGAUUUGGAAGGUUGCCGAGUCCAUCGUCGGAAGGGAUGACGGCGACCUGCCCGUCAACGAGCUCGACCGAUAG